AUGGCGGAGGUUGAGUAUGGGCCGACAUGUAUGGCCCUUAGGGCCCAUUCGUGGAAACUUGACGUUCCCCCGAAGAUCCAACAUUUCUUCUGGCAGGUUGCCUCGGGCUCUCUUCCAGUGCUAGAACGGCUUGUGCAUAGGGGUGUCCGGUGCGAUCCUUUGUGUAAACGAUGUGAGUCUGCACCAGAAACUAUAAAUCACGCUCUUUUUGAGUGUCCUCGUUCGCGUGAUGUCUGGGCACUGUCCUCGGUUUCGUCAGUUCCAGACGGCUUCCCAUAUGGUUCAAUCUAUGCAAAUUUAGAUUUUAUCUUCUGGCGUGCGACUUCCCAAUCAGGGGAUCCUGAUAUAGCCUCUCGGCUUCCCUGGAUUUUAUGGUCAUUAUGGAAAGAUCGGAAUAAAAAGGUUUUCCAGGGUUUAGCGGCUGAGCCGGUAGAUAUAUUAAAUCAGGCGCAUAAUGAUAAAUUGUUAUGGGAGGAGGCCAAAUCUUUCUCGGAGAGUUAUCUGCAUCCUCCGGCUGUGUUGGAGGACAGGGGGCCUUUCCCUCGGUGUCAGAUUGAUGGGUCAUGGAAAGGUUUAGACCCUCUACAGGGUUUGGGUUGGUGGUGCUUUAGUAGUGAAGACUCGACGCUUCUUCUCGGUGCACGGAGUAUUAGACGGGAUCCUACAUCCUUACAUGCAGAGUUACAAGCGUUGAUCUGGGCCAUGGAGUCCUUGUUGGCGGCUGGAGUUGACUGUCAGAUCUUCGAGACGGAUUGUGCAGAACUAGUAGCGAUGAUGCAGAUGCCUGAUGAUUGGCCCGCUUUUUCGAACCUAUUGGAGGAGUUUCUCUUGCUCAAAACAUCAUUUCCUUCCUUCGCUCUCACCAAGAUUCCUCGUGACCUCAACGUUAGAGCAGAUUGUCUUGCCCGUUAA
This is a messenger RNA of Camelina sativa (false flax), 912 nucleotides long. The record is from RefSeq and is a predicted model, not a curated record. NCBI's taxonomy places the organism in Eukaryota, Viridiplantae, Streptophyta, Magnoliopsida, Brassicales, Brassicaceae.